Molecule: messenger RNA, 561 nt
Organism: Vicia villosa (hairy vetch)
Lineage: Eukaryota; Viridiplantae; Streptophyta; Magnoliopsida; Fabales; Fabaceae
Product: protein MAIN-LIKE 1-like
Exons: 2
Coding region: 1-561 (186 amino acids)
Source: RefSeq, a predicted model, not a curated record
AUGACUGUGACUCUGGAUGAUGUGCAUUCCCUAUUUCACCUUCCGAUAGUUAGUACAUUUUUUACACCAGCUCAUAGGGACCAGACGACGGCGGUGCACAUGGUGAUGGAUGCUUUAGAGGUUGAUGAGCUGGUUGUGCUCAAGGAGUUUGGUGACACUCGGGGCUUUAACCUCAGGAUAUCUUGGUUGAGGAGAGUUUAUCAGGAGCUUGUCGAAGGGAGGUACCAGGCUGCCGCUAGGGCGUACAUGCUACAUCUAGUGGCAUGUACUCUCUUUGCAGACAAGUCUGGAGUUUAUUUAGAUUUCUGGUAUCUUACUUUCUUCAACGACCUUGAUACCCCAUGUUGGGCUUGGGGAGUGGCUGCUUUGACGAUGCUAUACACAAGGCUUGAUGCCGCAUCUCGUCCUGACACCAGACAACUUGCUGGUUAUCUGAGCUUGUUACAGUGUUGGAUCUACGAGCACUUCCCUCGCAUCUGUGAGUGGAAUACCCAGUGUUGUGCAGCUGCUGACCCUUAUGUGAGGAGGUGGAAGGCCCGACAGACCCUUCCAGGAGAUUGA